Molecule: messenger RNA, 1336 nt
Organism: Capsicum annuum
Lineage: Eukaryota; Viridiplantae; Streptophyta; Magnoliopsida; Solanales; Solanaceae
Product: Werner Syndrome-like exonuclease
Exons: 2
Coding region: 114-788 (224 amino acids)
Biological process (GO): nucleobase-containing compound metabolic process
Cellular component (GO): nucleus; cytoplasm
Molecular function (GO): 3'-5' exonuclease activity; nucleic acid binding
Source: RefSeq, a predicted model, not a curated record
GGAUCAAAAUUAGUACGUACUACGUAGUACUAUUUAAUUCCCAUUGUCAACAAACAGAGUCACAACAAUCCCUCUCUCUCUCUUUGGUGGAAAGUGGAAACUCAAAACCCUCAAUGGCGGCCAUGAAUGUGCGGAUCACAGACACGGAAUCGCAAGACGAACGCUACGACCUCUUCGAUGUUCACUUCUACACUGACACUAUCAAAACAACUGUCACUUCUCAUCCUCAAAUUAUCACUCAAUGGAUCAACGAAACCACCACCACCCACAGCAGCAGCAGCAGGCAGCUCAUGGUGGGACUAGACGUGGAAUGGCGUCCGAAUUUUCAACGCAACCAGCAAAACCCAGUGGCAACUCUCCAGAUCUGCGUAGACCGACGUUGCCUGAUAAUCCAGCUCAUUUACUGCAAAUCAAUUCCAGAGUCUCUUAUCGAUUUCAUUGGGAAUCGAGAGUAUAAAUUUGUUGGUGUGGGAAUUGAGAGCGAUGUCGAGAAGUUGCUGGAAGAUUACGACAUGAGUGUGAAGAAUGUGGUGGAUGUAAGAGGCAUUGCUGCGGAGAAGUAUGGUAUGAGGAGUUUGAAGAAUGGAGGGUUGAAGGAAUUGUGUAGUGUUGUGCUUGAGAAAGAGAUUGUGAAGCCGAAAAGUGUUACGAUGGGGAGAUGGGAUAGUGAGUGGUUGAGUUUGAAUCAGAUACAGUAUGCUUGUCUUGAUGCUUUUGUUUCUUUCGAAAUUGCUAGGCACUUGAAUGUCGGCGCCUCUGCUUCUGCUGCUCCCACUCCUGGGUGCUAGACCCCUUACUGCUCUGCAUAGAGCUCCAUUGCUUCAUUAUCCUACUCAUUUACUGCAAUUUCAUAAGUAGUUGUGAAUCUUUUGGAGGAUAACGAUAUUUGUGUUAGGAGUGUGGUGGAUGUAAGAAGCAUUGCUCCGGAGAAGUAUGGUAUGAAGAAUUUGAAGAAUGCUGAUGCUUUUGUAUCAGAAUUUGAAGAAUGCUGAUGCUUUUGUAUCUUUCAAAAUUGCUAGGCAUUUGAAUGUUGCUGCUUCUGUUCAUGUUGCUCCUGGGUGUUAAACGAUUAGGAAAAGAAGUUGAGUUAGAAAGUCGUAUGAUACACAAUCAAGAAAAGAAAUUAAGUUAGAAAGUCGUGUGAUAGGUGGUAACUAUCUUGUACGACUUGGGGUGGGGGAAUGAAGAUAUUUGGGUUCUUAUUAUUGGUGGAUUGUAGAGAGGAGAAAAAACACAAGAAUUUUAUGGGUGUAAGUCUUAGUUUAUGGUGUAAGUUUUAGUUUAAUGUUGUUAAAUGGUUUUAUUAUUAUGGUAGCUUCUUGCUCUUGGUUUUUGA